AUGGAAGAUCAAUAUGAAGAAGACAAAAUAGAAAAGGAAGCAACUCAACAGAAUAAACAAGAAAAAGAGGGGCAACAUUUGAAGGAGCAGAAAAAAAGACAAGCUCAGAAAAACAAGAAGAAGAAGGCCAAAGAAAAGAUUGAAUAUGCUCAGAAGGUAGACCAAACCUCAAAACAUGAUGAAAUCCUUACAAAUUCACCAGAUGUAGUUGCUCGACCCCAGAAAAACCAACAGACCCACACCAACCAAAAGAACAUAAUUUCUAAAACCAAACCUCAACCAAUACAAAAACAAACCAACAACCAAAACCAGCCUCCACAAAUACAAAAUACUUACACCAAACAAACUCUCUCCCAUCCUAACCCAAGCAAUUCUAAGCAAACCCAACAACACAGAACAGAGAAGUAUCAGUCUGAUGAUUCUAACCCUGAUGCCUCCACCGAAGAAGAGCAGGACACUGAGGAAGAAGAGAGUAGUGCAGAAGAUGAUUACGAAAGUGUCCAAAGUUCAGAUUCUGAGGAGGAAACAUAUGAUAAACCAACAAUUAACUUCAACCCCGCAUCAAACAUAGAAUUGGAUCAAGCUUUUGGAGAAAUAACAAAACACAUGAAUGUUUCUCCAAGAGGUCCCCAAUCCAACAGGGACGGUAGAGGUGGAGGCAGGAAAAGCCAACCUCAAACUACCAGAGCUCAAAGCAAAGAUCCAAAACCCAAACAUUCUCAAUGA
Messenger RNA from Lycium barbarum (goji berry), 726 nucleotides. RefSeq lists its product as uncharacterized. Lineage: Eukaryota; Viridiplantae; Streptophyta; Magnoliopsida; Solanales; Solanaceae. The coding region runs from base 1 to 726 and encodes 241 amino acids. The record is from RefSeq and is a predicted model, not a curated record. The transcript has a single exon.